Molecule: messenger RNA, 2327 nt
Organism: Oryza brachyantha (malo sina)
Lineage: Eukaryota; Viridiplantae; Streptophyta; Magnoliopsida; Poales; Poaceae
Product: U3 small nucleolar ribonucleoprotein protein MPP10
Exons: 12
Coding region: 114-1754 (546 amino acids)
Biological process (GO): rRNA processing
Cellular component (GO): small-subunit processome; Mpp10 complex; nucleus
Source: RefSeq, a predicted model, not a curated record
UCAUGUUUUCCUUUGAAGCGUUAAACCCUAGUUAGCCCCCUCUUCCCCUUCCCCGGAGCCGCCUCCUCCCCUCCCCUCCUCUCAACCUCCCACGAUUCGCUUCCCACCCAGUAAUGGCGAUGGAUUUUGACGAACCCUUCGACGCCGACAAGGGCGAGGCGGCGCUGCGGCGGCUGCGCGACGCCGACCCGGCUCUCUACCUCUCCCCGUCCGCGGACCUCGCCGCCGCCGCCCGGGAGGCCUCGAAGCACCUCUACGCCUCGCUCGUGCCCUUCUCCCCCGCGCAGCCGCCUCCGCUCUCCGAACUCCUCGCGGGCCCCGCCUUCGACGCUGAGCAGAUUUGGUCCCAGAUUGAGCUGCUCUCCCGCCCCCUUGUUCCCCACCUGCGCCGCCAGCUCCGCCGCCUCGAGCAUCAACCUCCGUCUCAGGCGCCUCCUCGUCCGGAAUCGAAGUCCAUUGAUGCCGAAGAGGAGUCGUCAGAGGAGGAGGAGGAGGAGGAGGAGGGGGAGGAUGGAGAAGGUGGCGAAUUGGAGUUGGACGACGUAGAUCAUGAAGAUGAAUCGGGUGAGGAGGAAGAGGAAGAUGUAAAGGAAGAACAUGAGGGUAAAGCAAAGCAUGGGGUGGAAGACAAGUUCUUCAGUAUAAAGGAGAUGAAGGAGUUCGUGGAGAAGGGGGAGGAGGAGGAAUACGGUGGGGGUGCCAAGCAAGGGAAGAAGAAGAAAAGAAUGAACUGGAUGGAAGAGGAGAGUGAUGAGGAUGAGGAGGACGAGCAGGAUCUCGAUGAGGAUGAGGAUGACGGGGAUGAAGAAGAAGAUGAUGAACGCUUGGAUCUGGAAGACUUCGAUGAUGACGAAGAAGAAGAGGGUGCAGUUGGAGAUAUAAUGUAUAAGCAUUUCUUUGAGGAAGGAAGUGACCAAAAAGUAAAGAAGAAGGGUGGUUCCAAGAAAGUUCAAUUCCAGGAUGAACCACAUGAAAAACUGGAAGUUGAUGACAAAAAUGAUGUUGGAAUUGAUGAACAGGCAUUAUCAACUCACGAGAAGGCAUGCCUGAAGAUGCGUGCUAAAAUAGAGGACAUCGAGAAAGCUAAUCUUGAACCUAGUACAUGGACCAUGCAGGGAGAGGUUAAUGCUUCCAGCAGACCCAAAAACAGUGCUCUGGAAGUGGACCUUGAUUUUGAGCACAAUGUAAGACCUGCCCCAGUAAUCACCGAGGAAGUCACUGCUUCUCUUGAAGAGAUGAUAAAGAAAAGAAUCAUAGAGGGUCAUUUUGAUGAUGUUGAAAAGCCUCCUCCCUUGCCAUCUAAAGCCCCCAAAGAACACAAGGAGCUGGAUGAAAGUAAGAGCAAGAAGGGUCUUGCUGAACUAUAUGAGGAUGAUUAUGCGCAAAAGGCUGGGCUUGCAGCUGCACCACUUUCUAUUUCGGAUGAACUGAAGAAAGAGGCAAAUACUUUAUUUAAGAGAAUAUGCUUGAAGUUGGAUGCACUAUCGCAUUUCCAUUUUGCUCCAAAGCCGGUGAUUGAGGACAUGUCAAUACAAGCAAAUGUACCUGCUCUAGCAAUGGAGGAGAUUGCACCUGUAGCUGUUUCAGAUGCUGCAAUGCUUGCUCCUGAAGAAAUAUUUGAAGGAAAAGGUGAUGUUAAAGAAGAUGCAGAACUUACACAGGCUGAGCGCAAAAGAAGAAGAGCUAACAAGAAAAGGAGAUACGCGGAAUCGCAUAAGAGAGGCCAGCUAAGGUGCAGAAAGAUUAACUGUUGAGCAUCCCCUAUUGUCUGGCCAAGGAUGCCUUCAGGCCAUGUUUAUCACUGUGGAACAAUUGCAUAUUUUUGUCCUGCGGUUAAUGGUGCGUAGCUAGUGGCAGUGGCAGCUUGAUGCAAAAUGCGUUCCAUGCUACACAUCACGGGAGUAAUUUGUGCUACUCGUAGCAAUAGCAACGCAGCAUUGGAAGAUUUGCUGGAGGAGAAGCAGGGUUGGGUUUCAAGGCGUAUGAUCACAGAGGAUCUGGACUCUUGAAUGCACGACAGGCAGACAGCUGCGCCAGGUCAAAUACCCUGACGUAUCUCAACUCCCCGCCUCACAAGAAAAAGCGAGCGAACGUACUACUAGGGGUGUGGGAUGGGUAAUACUAGAAAACUUCCCACAUUACACUAGUAGUACUAACAUAUUUAUAUUUUUUUAUUAGUAUUCUUUUUCUCUAGAAAUACGAGUAUAUUAGCACUAGUAGUUUUUUUUUCAAAAAAGGUAUGUUUUGUUUCCAAGAACAAGUUUACAUGACGAAGGUGGAAUGCUAUGCAUCUAUUGGCCGCUUUCCUGUGAUGGGGCUAAGGUAAC